Molecule: messenger RNA, 2307 nt
Organism: Prorocentrum cordatum
Lineage: Eukaryota; Dinophyceae; Prorocentrales; Prorocentraceae
Source: the annotation of a GenBank genome assembly
GCCCCGCGCUGCGGCCCCGCCGCUGGCAGCCAAGCUGGGCGCGAUGGCGCAUCGCAGGCUGGGCGCCCCACGGCGGCGGCAGCUGGCAGCUCUGGCGGACGUCGGGUUCUUCGCCAGGCUUGACGAAGCCCCCACGUUCCCGUCGCAGGAGUUCGCUGACCCCGGAGCGCCCUCUAGUGGCGGUGCUCCGCCUGGUGAGAUGCAGCUGGCUGUCCCGGCUGCGCCGUUCGCCGGGUCGCGACCCCGUGCGAUGCCGCAGAAGCUUAUGGCCGGAACCGUGAAGGUGGCCUGCGACCGGCUGGUGAAAAGUUCGACGACACCUGCUGCGAGCACGGCGGACCGCGUGACCGACCAGAGGCGGCUCCGGGCGCACCGCGACUACGGAGAUUACCGGCGGGCCGAGCAGUCCACGUCGGGCGAGGAGUCCCUGGCGAAGAUGACCCAUGAGGUCGCCGCCCGCCUCGCGGAUGCAGGCCAGGCGCACCUCGAGGUAACGGGUGCGCUCCAGGAGUUCCAGCCGGCAUCUUCCCGUGCGUUGCGCGCGCUCUCAGGAGGGGGGCGGGCAUCGCAUGCGACGAUCGCGCAGCGCACGCUGGACGAGAUCAAGAAGUUGAAGUCGGACAGGACGCACCAGAGCAGGGCCGCGAAGACCACUGGUUGGGCCAUGGACGAAGCUGUGCCGACGGAGGAGUCUCCAGCGUUGGAGCAACAGCGCUUCGAGGGCUACCGCAAGGCGCUCAAUGCCAACGCGACGCCCAAUGGCAGGAAGGUGAAGCCUGAUCCAAAGGUCCUGGGGGCUUUCAAGGACAAGGCCACCGCAAUGGGGGUAAAGUUCGACGAGGAACGCGUCGGGGACCUGGCGCAGCUCCUGACCGCGCUCAUGGCCAAGACGCGCCAUCCAGAGGGGGUGCUGUUCGCCUGCAACUACAAGCCGCAGCUCUACAUGUUCGUGCUGUCGUCCUUGCUCGGGGGUGACCUUGCCAGCGCGGCGGUUACGAUGGUCUUUGCGCCUAUCGCCCGCGCAAGGACCGACGCGCACCUCGCGGAUCUGGGGAGGCACGUUUUCGACACCAUUCACCCCCCACUCAAUGAGCCUUCUGUUCAGCGACUGCUGGGCCACGAAACGCUCGGCCAGCGCUGGCCCCGCCAGCGCUGCAGUUACUGCCCCGCGGCCCCGGCCCGACUGACGCAGCGCCGGUUCUUCGCGCAGGACGCUCCCAGGUCGCUCCGUCAGGAGGGCCCUGGACACUGCUGCAAGAACAUCGUGCGUUGGUGGGUUGCGGGCGCUUGCAACACCUGCGGGCCCCCGGCGCCUGGCCAACGCCGCAGACAGAUCUUCAAGGUGUCGCCAGCGGAAUUCUACACCAUCUGGAGCCGGAUCACUAGGCUCUUGCGCCGCGAGCUGUUCGGGGCCGACGAGGAUGGCCCGUUCUGCCAGUACUUCCCCGACCUUGCGGCCGAGGGCGGCGGCCACUUCGUCGCCAUUGCCAUCGCGAACUUGUCCGUGCUGAUCCGCCACCACCUCGGCGUUGGAUUGCCCAUGUUGGGCGAGGUAGUGGGCAGGGAAUUGGAGGAACUUGCCGCGGGCAGCCCCGUUGGAUCGGCUCUCGCCCGCGUGGCCUUCACCCACUGCGACUUGCCGUUCCGCUACUCCUUGCGCGGCCCAGGCCCCCCCCGCUCCGGGGGGCAGGGGGCCGCCCUGGGCAAGGCGGUCUGGGUCUCAAGGCGCGGUCCAUGGAUCCACCGUUCGUUUCACUGGAAGGGCCUGCCCUGCUUGGGGGCUAUGGGGACCGGCGUUUAUCGGCUCACCUGGCGCGCCGUGCAUGGGGGCGGCGCUGGCGGUGGCCACGAAGUCGUGGGCGUGGGCCUCCAGCUGAACGUCGACGGCGCUGUCGGGCGCCGCCCCGCGGCGGGCCGCCUCGGGGGCGCGGGCGCGAGCUUCGAUUUCGAUGGCUGCGCGCUCUUUUUCUUCAGCUUCACCCCCGACAGCUCCAAGCGCGCCGUCGUUCUCGGCAUCGCGGCGCGCUUCGCGCAGCUCGCCUUACCGACGGGCCUUCGCUCUGAGGCGCUGGAUGUUCUUCGGGCCCGCCCGACCGAGAUCUCCGGGUGCCCAGGGGCAGUUUUCGACGCGCGGGCUGGCGAGGGCAUGCGCCGCUGGCAAAGUGAGGGUUCAUGGGCCGGCGGCCUCUGCGACGUCACGCCCGCGAUCCACGAGCCCACAAGCACAACGUUCCUUGAAUUCGCGCGGACGCGUAGGGCUGGGGCCAUGCGCAGCGCGGCGUCUACAGAGCAGCCCAGCGGCAUCCG